Molecule: messenger RNA, 2330 nt
Organism: Phlebotomus argentipes
Lineage: Eukaryota; Metazoa; Arthropoda; Insecta; Diptera; Psychodidae
Gene: vri
Exons: 4
Coding region: 257-1501 (414 amino acids)
Biological process (GO): regulation of DNA-templated transcription; circadian rhythm
Cellular component (GO): nucleus
Molecular function (GO): DNA-binding transcription factor activity; DNA binding
Source: RefSeq, a predicted model, not a curated record
UGGAUGGCGGUGCUCCGUUAUCCCCACCAACGUGUGUUCGACAUCACACUUUGUUGACUGCGCGGCGAGCAGACGAUCAGACAUUGCUUGACAUUGCACAUGAGUGGAACGCUAAGAUCGCGCGUGCGUGCCCUCAAUUUCGCGAUCAAGACAGUGUGUUUUUCGUUGUCAACAAGGCGAACAUUAAGAAAUUGUGUGACAGUGCAUCUACUUGGAGACACUAAAGUGCGAAUAUAUCAAGGAUAAGGAAAGAACCAUGCACCCUGAUCCGGGAAUUAUUUUUACAGCAUCUCCAGGUGUAUUGCGGCAGCGCAUGAUGGUGGCUGAUUUCGUGGGGAGGCAACAGAGUUGCUCGCCUGCAGGGGAGAUCCAUCAUGUAGGUCCCAUGGGGCAACCAGAAAUGUACGGCCCUGAGCACGUAUCUCCUUUAUCACCACAUUCUCCAGAAGCCUACGUCCAUGAUGGGUCCUAUGAAUUGAGUGUGAAGCGAAAAGAAUUAUUCACACAACGGAAACAGCGGGAAUUCAUUCCGGAUAAUAAAAAAGACGAUAGCUACUGGGAUCGUCGUCGCCGAAAUAACGAGGCAGCUAAGAGGUCGCGUGAGAAACGGCGUUUCAACGAUAUGGUGCUAGAACAACGUGUUGUGGAGCUUACUAAAGAAAACCACGUGCUCAAGGCACAAUUGGAGGCCAUUAAAGAAAAAUAUAAUAUCAAUGGAGAAACUUUGGUGAGUGUCGAUCAAAUAAUGGCGACGUUGCCAAAUGCGGAGCAAGUGCUGACUAUUACGAAGCGCGCCAAAAUGUAUGCUGGGAGUCCUGUGCGCAAUAUUGGCACAAACAUCACAGAAUCACCGCCGGUGGAACUUCAUCCCCCGUCUUUAUUCGCUCAUCACCCACCAUCCCUUCAUCCCGCCCUCUUACCUCCGAGUCCACAGCGUGAGGAUCUGCACCCGCCACUACACUAUCAGUCUUAUCCAGCCCCCCUGCCGGUACCAAACUUACCCAAACCAGAAGAUGCUCUUAAUCUGUCACGGCGUGCCGCCUCACCCUACGACGCCUCUUCCGGGAGCUGCGCAAGUGGUACGGCUAGUGGAGACGAUGAUCAUUGCUGCGAGGUGCCCGCUAUUGCCGUGACAGAUGUCAACCUGCCGUUAAAAUUGAGACAUAAGAGCCAUUUAGGGGACAAGGAUGCUGCUGCCAGUGCUCUGUUAGCGCUCCACCACAUCAAGCAGGAGCCUCUUCGUGCGUCUUCACCAUGGGCCGACGGUGAAGGAAGUAGCGAUGAGCGCGACUCCGGAAUUAGCGUAAGUGCAUCUGGCGAAGCAUGGUUGCGGCGUGGUACAGGACCUACAACAACAUUGGCUGUUGGUGUAGUGGGAAUCCUGGAUAAAGAAGAAGAGAACUGCCACCUCAAAUCACAACUAGCACGAUUGGAAAACGAAGUGGCGAGUAUAAAGAAUAUGAUGAUCCUCAACACUGGCGCCACAGCAGCAGUCCAGUGAACCGUGAUAGCAGAGGAGGCAUGGCGGUUUACAUUGAAGUACGACAGCAUAGUGAUCCCAAUUGACAAUUUAAGCGUCGACAACUCUCUGAUAUCUCCAUCAUAAAAGACCACGGUAGUGUGGAAAGAAGUCAUUAGAGAGUACUGGAGAAUUUUAUGUCAAACAUAUGAUUUCUCGAAUCCAACCUAGGCAACCUAGAGACUCCAAAAUGACUAAUCUUUACGAUUGUCAGUUGCGAGUCGAUCAUAAUUUCCUUUUCACACUUGCUUCUAGCGCGCAUCUAGCAAUAUACUACUGACCAAUAGUUUGUCCGAUUUUAUGAAUAUUUAGCAUUCUUUUUCAACAUUUUGUUCGGAAGAUUCCGUAAAAUUAUUUCAUAUUUUUCUUAGUUUUUUUUUAGUUCAACCUUGACCAUCGUAUUAUACGAAAACAAAGUAGGAGUUGGCCUUUUACCGGAUGCUAAUUUAUUCAUUUGGGCGGUGGACGGACUGAUGGUUUACAUUGCCCAGUCACGGCGCUCACGCCGUGACUCCGUUUCGACUCAGCAUUUCAAAGUGAAGAGGAUUAGUCGUGGUAUUGUCGUUUACCUCCAAAUUGACUGGUUGUGAUGACUAGUAGUUUUGACAAGUCUUAUCGACGUUGUGAGCAAGUCAGAGUCUCAGUGUAGUCGAACAUUGUCAAUUGGGAUUUGUUUUUACCCUUUCCAUAUAUUAUUUAUUUUCCCCCGUUGUUUAAAAUGCUAAUCUGCGUGUCUAGAAAAUUUAAGUUUGUUUGUUAAGAAUUGUAUCAGCUACAGAAGAGAUAAAUUCAUAUUUUUGUCCGUAACAUA